Molecule: messenger RNA, 468 nt
Organism: Neltuma alba
Lineage: Eukaryota; Viridiplantae; Streptophyta; Magnoliopsida; Fabales; Fabaceae
Product: protein TIFY 5A-like
Exons: 3
Coding region: 1-414 (137 amino acids)
Biological process (GO): response to wounding; regulation of jasmonic acid mediated signaling pathway; regulation of defense response
Cellular component (GO): nucleus
Source: RefSeq, a predicted model, not a curated record
AUGAGGAGAAACUGCAACUUGGAACUUCGUCUCUUCCCUUCUCAGGACGAUGCCGGCUACAAUCACCCCAUAAUCAUGGGAGGAGAAGGCAAUAAUAAUAAUGAGAGCAGUGAGAUGAUGAUGAGUGCAGAGGAUGAAGGGCAGCAACAGAAGCUCACAAUUUUCUAUGAUGGCAAGGUCUGCGCUUCUGAUGUCACCGACGUUCAGGCGAGGUGGAUAAUGAAGGAGGCGAGUAAGGAAAUGGAGGAGAAAAUGAAGAGAUCAUUAUCACUUCCCUCAUCAUCUUCUUCGUCUUCAAUCUCUGCAAGUCAGAUGUGUAGCCCUAACACUGCACUUUCCAUGAAGAGAUCUCUCCAACGUUUCCUUCAGAAGCGAAAGGAUCGUAUCCACGAAUCAUCCCCUUACCAUCCUUAAUUAAUUAAAUCCUUCUAUCACGUUUAUAUAUAUAUACACAUAUAUAUUAAUGGC